Messenger RNA from Plectropomus leopardus (leopard coralgrouper), 7672 nucleotides. RefSeq names its product sickle tail protein homolog. Gene Ontology annotation, cellular component: cytoplasm. Lineage: Eukaryota; Metazoa; Chordata; Actinopteri; Perciformes; Serranidae. The record is from RefSeq and is a predicted model, not a curated record.
CACGCUGGAGCCGCAGAGUCACACUCACUGAGAGCUCAGAAACCCUGGAUUGUCCACGGGACACGGCUGCAGUCACACUGGCUGAAAAAGACUGAGGAGCAUUACUGAUCCGCUGACCUGCAGGAUGUCCAAAGCCUCCAGGCUGGCCCGGCCCCCGUCCAUAGUGGCCGGAUCCAAGCUGCCCUCCCCCAGGAAGGAAUGCCCUGGCACGGCCGGUCGAGCCCGCGUGCUGAGCGUGGGGGAAAAGCUGAUGAGGGCAGGUAGCGAUGGUAUUCUGAGCAGACAGAAGUCUUUAAAGGCCGCUGCGCCACAAGACAAACAGCAGCGCGAGACCCCGGCUGAGACUCAGGCCCCCAGCCAGAGUCCAGGUGAGAAGGGCCAAAACAUGGAGAUGGUCCCACCUAAGAGCAGGAUCAGCCCACCUAAAGCAUCAAAUCAGCCACAAGCCUCUGUGCAAAAACAAACCAAAAGCAACCUGAAGGUAACCUCCCCAGAGGACGUGCAGCACCUAAGCCGCAGACAGGCCUCCCCAAAUGGGACGUCCUCUUCAAGAGGGGACGCCAAAGGCAGUCGCACUGUCCCUCGAAGGCACACGUUAGGGGGAGCCCGCGGCUCCCGUGAGAUCCUGGCUAUGCAGCCGUCGGACAUGGACAAGAAGAGGGAGGCCUUCCUAGAGCAUCUGAAGCAGAAAUACCCCCAUCAUGCCUCAGCGAUCAUGGGCCAUCAGGAGAGGCUGCGAGAGCAGUCUUUGCAGGCCAUGCUCUCCUCCCUUCACUCUGAGCUUGACAUUCAGAGGUACUUGAUGAAAAUCCAAUUGACCCACAGAAGCAGAAGCCCAAAGCACGGCCCCAGUCCGCAGCUCGGCGUCGGCGACCAGGUCGACCACCUAUCCCUGGCCUCCCUGGAUUCGUUGGACACCAUGUCUGAUGCUGACGCACCCACAUCCUUCACCCGCGGCACCCGGGUUCGUGCUAGCCUGCCCGUGGUGCGGUCAACCAACCAGACAAAGGACCGCUCACUAGGUGUGCUGUACCUGCAGUACGGAGACGAGACCAAACAGUUCCGCAUGCCCAAUGAGAUCACCAGCAUCGACACUGUCAGAGCUCUGUUUGUUAGUGCCUUCCCGCAGCAGCUCACCAUGAAGAUGUUGGAGUCGCCCAGCGUCGCCGUCUACGUCAAAGACGACAUGAGAAAUAUGUACUACGAGCUCACUGAUGUCAGGAACAUCACUGAUCACUCCUGCCUGAAGGUCUACCACAAAGACCCAGCACAGGCGUUCAGCCACGGGCCGAGACCUACCAAUGGCGAUGCCAGGAUGCACAGUGAGAUGGUGCAUGGCACUCGCGAUGGGCCGCACCCUCUGAGACAGCCCCCUAUGGGUCCCCCACCACACCACCCAAUGCAGGGAGCACUUCCCCCGACUCCCCACUCCAUGCCCCCGUCCCCCUCCAGAAUCCCAUUUGGCCCACGGCAGGGCUCUGCACCUGCCAACGCCACUAUCCCAAGGGACCGGUUGUCUAAUGCCAACCCUCCGGCCCGCUCUAUCUCACCCUGUCCCAGCGCCAUCUUGGAGAGGCGGGAUGUUAAGCCAGAUGGGGACAUGGGCGGUAAAAGCCACACUCUAUCCAGGGGAAAUGAGGGGUUAUAUGCUGACCCAUAUUUGCUCCAAGAGGGAAGAAUGGGCAUGGCUACUGCCCACGGGCCACAUCCCAAUGCUGGGCUUGAUGGUCCAGAUCAUGGCAUAGGGGGAUUUCACCGUGCCUCCAUCCGAUCCACGAGCUCUUACGGCGGGCCGAGUCCCACAGACUCUAUGGAUCAUCCCUCGCUGUACAGGCAGAAGUCCAGAAACAGCCAGCUGCCUACUUUGGGAUCCAAGACCCCUCCGCCAUCCCCUCACCGGAUGGCUGAGGUACGGAUGAUUGACAUCCAUGGCGGGCCUCCACAUGGCGGUCCCCCUCAUGGUGUGCCACCCCAUGGCGUUCCCAUGGAGAGAAGCUCACCUGUGCGCCAGUCCUUCAGGAAGGAGGAAGUGGCAGGGACCAAGCCACGGAACAACAUGGGAUCACCUGUAGUUUCAGACCUCCAGGGACACCUGCAGGGGCCCAUCCCAGCUGCCACUGAUCAUCAGACACGAGUGCGAAUGAAGGCUAUGGAGCAACAGAUUGCCAGCUUGACUGGUCUUGUUCAGCAUGCACUUUUAAAGGAGCCAAACUCUAGUGGCACCAAGGAGCUACUAAGUGAGAGACCACCGAAGACAUCAUCUCCAGCCCACAGUGCACAUAGCUCAGGUGGUUCACCAGUCAUGGCACCCAAGAGCAGCGCAGCCCCAUCAGAUAAGGGCCCAGUUCCUCUCAAAGUCAACCUCCUGCAGUUCAGAAAGAAUGUUUCUGACCUCAGGAUGCAACUCCAUCAGAUGAGACAGCUGCAGCUCCAGAAUCAGGAGGCAUUACGAGUCCAGCUGAAGCGGGCAGAGCAGGAAAUCAGUGUAAAACUCGCAGAGGCCAUGCGGGGUGUGGAGGACCCCGUGCAGAGGCAGAGAGCUCUGGUAGAAGAGGACAGGCACAAGUACUUGGGUCUAGAGGAGCGUGUCCUUACACAACUCGGUGAGCUGGAGCAGUAUGUCGGCUCUCUGCAGAAAGACUCAGCAGCGACACACAGAGUAGUGACCCUGAAGGACGUGGAGGAGGGAGCGGUGACUCUGAGGAAGGUGGGAGAAUCUCUGGCAGGGCUCAAAGGAGAGUUCCCGGCCCUACAAACCAGAAUGCGGUCAGUGCUGCGGGUGGAGGUGGAAGCUGUCAAGUUUUUGAAGGAGGAGCCUCAUAAACUGGACAGCAUGCUGAAAAGGGUCAAGAGCCUGACGGACACACUCAGCAGUCUGAGAAGAUGUGCCACCGAGGGCCCUCAGAAAGGACCAGAUCCUUCUACUAAUGUCCCAGUGGACAACAGCCCUUCAGCAGCAGCAGCAGCAGAAGCCCCAGCAGAAGCAUCAGUCCAGCCCGGCUCCACAUCAGCCCCACUGGAGCCCCAGAGCUCCACCAUCAAAUCUGAAGUGAUGCCAUCCUCUCCGGUGGUCAUCCAUCAUGUCCAGAGCUCUCCGGUCCACAUGCAGCAGUCCCAGCAGUCCGCAGCCUUGACAGCCCAGCCCAGUCCACCGCUCACCCCCAGCCCUUCUCACGUCCCCAGUCCCAACCUGAGCAAGAGUCAGGGCCGGGAAUCUCCCAAGGGGGCUGCCUCGGAUCCGCCGAGUCCUGCCCGCCAUAAGAAGACACAAGGGAACUCAGUGAAUAAUGGCAACGGCACUGCCACCCAGGGCCUUGUCAUAGAGGAGCUCCAGAACAGUCAGGACAAGAGCAAAAACAGAGCUAUGUCCAUAGAGGCUGCAGAGAAGGAGUGGGAAGAGAGGAGGCAGAACAUGGGCCAUUAUGAUGGAAAAGAGUUUGAGAAGAUCCUCCAGGAGGCCCAGGCCAACAUGAUGAAGGGUAUUCCCAGUCUAGAGGUGGAGGAGAACCCAGCACUGCCGCCUACUGCCGCCAUGGAACAAGCAGACAACAUACCACAGUCACCAACAGAAGAGCCCCAGUCUGAGCCUCACUCUGACAAAGCAGCCAACAGGGGUCCUGAAAAACUCCCAAAGCCGGUGAUGGAGAAACCUGCCAAACCUGUACUGGAGAGAUCCUCGAAGUCUGCCACCAAGCCAGCUCCCACUGAAAAAUGCAGCAAGUCCCCACCACCUCCUCCUCCAAGAAAGACGUUCACCAGCUCGAGCUCAGGCAUGACCACCACACGCUCUGGCGAAGUGGUCUACACCAGGAAGGAGUCUGUCACAGCACAGGAGGGUGAGGAGGACGCUCCACCUCCCAGUCCCCAACCCAAACCCAACAAGGUCCCACCAGAGACCAAGCCGAAGCCAGCCACCCCUCCCCCCAUCACUGCCUCUGUUUCCAGAGAAGAGGAGGAUGAAGGAGACAAGAUCAUGGCAGAGCUCCAGGUUUUCCAGAAGUGCACAGUUAAGGAUGUAGGGGUGAAAAAUUUGGUAGAACCCACACCUCGAAUUGAACCGCAAAUCAGAGAGCUAAGACCAGGGGCCUUAAUGCCCCUCAAAGAGAAAAAGAGCUCAGAGCCCACUCGAGAAGAAAAAGAUCCAGACACAGAUGAAAAUGGGAACACUACUGUCCGACAGAGCCAAGGGGUCAUAUACUACGUGACUGGACAGAUUCCCAAAGAACAUCCACCCCCAUCAGGAACGGAGGAAACCCCUGAACACCGAGAGCCCACACAGCCUCCAUCACAGGUGUCAAAUGUCAAUGCUAAUGACAAUUCUCCAAGCCAGCAGCAGCAGCCACCUCUGUCUCCACCGCCCAAAUCACCCCCACCUAUAUCACCUAAACCUGUGGGACUGAAAGGGUUUAAACUGCCAAGGAAGCAAAUUAAACGCUCCGAAUCCUUGAAGACCAGCGCAGAAAUGGAGAAGGGAAAAAUCCUCAACAAAAUUAACACUGAAAAGAACAGUAAAGUCAUCCAACAACGUGUUUCUUCUAGUAAGAGUAUCAUACCUGAACCUGUGGCAACCACAACAACCAGUAUCAUGAAAGAGGCAACUAAAAGUUGUGUUGCUCCACCAAAAAAGGCUCCCUGUGAGGACAUUGAACCAUCUAAAGCUAAGUGUGAGGAGGAUAAUGACGAGGCCAGUCUUAGUCCUGACUUACCUGGAGAAGAGGCGCCGCCGCCCCCUGACAACAUAGCAUUCAUGAUCACUAACACCAAAGUCCAGGCUCUGUCCUGUGGCGAGUACCAGGAUCUGGUCAAUGCCAAGAAAGGAAGCGUCCAGACUGUUACUGUAGGAAACGUCGCAAACCGAGGGAACACCAUAGCGGAUCCCACGGUCCCGCAGGAUAACGGCUUCAACAAGAAGCCCGUCAUCAUCAUUUUUGACGAGCCCAUGGACAUCCGCUCAGCGUACAAGCGCCUGUCCACCAUUUUUGAAUGCGAGGAGGAACUGGACAGGAUGCUAGCGGCAGAGUGCAUUGAGGAGGAGAGCGAGGAGUCGGACACGGAGAGGAGUGUUGGGCUGCAGGGUAAAGCGGCAGGGAUCGAGGUAGUCGAUGGCAAAAACGCUCCACAGGUCACUUCAGACCACGUUAGCUUAUCAUCUUCAUCUUCGUCUUCAGUGUCUGAGCUGACGGACAGUGGGGUGAACUCGGAGUCAAAUGGGGACACCAAGCAGGAUGGUAAGAAGAAGUUCAAGUUUAAGUUCCCGAAGAAACAGCUGGCCGCACUCACCCAGGCGAUUCGCACAGGCACAAAAUCGGGCAAGAAGACUUUACAGGUGGUUGUGUACGAAGACGAGGAGGAAUCAGAUGGUACAAUCAGGCAGCACAAAGAAGCAAAGAGAUUUGAAAUUGCACGCUCAAAAUCAGUAGCAGACACUCCCAAGGCAACGGGCUCGACCGUGCUGAAGAAGCAGAACUCAGAGUCCCUUUACAGGACGGAUGAGAUCCGGAAGAACACCUACAAGACGCUGGACAGCUUGGAGCAGACCAUCAAGCAGCUGGAGACCACUAUCAGCGAGAUGGGACCAUGCUCUCCUGAGGAGCCGGUCGGCAUGGAGGAAGCAAAAGCAGAGAAUGGGAAAAGCUCAGAAGGAGUGGGGCUGAAGAGGUCUUCCUCUCUCCCUACCUCCCGAGGGUCAGCCCCUAAGGUACCAAGCAAAAAUCCAUUGCUGAAGAAGACUAAACCGCAACUCCUUCCUCGCCCUGUAGUCCUCCCUACUACCACCACCACCACUGUCCCCAGUGCCCCCAGCACCGUACAACAGAACACCAGUGUCGCUUCCCCUACUAGUCGGAUGCCCGUCCCUUUGUCUGCGAAGUCCAGGCAGUCGCCGGGUACUACUGACAAAGCAGGAAAACAGCAAAAACUGCAGGACGCUCAGAGGCAGUUCCGACAGGCUAACGGAAGUGCUAAAAGAGUGGGAGGGGAUCAUAAAACUACUUCCCCUGCUAUACCCACCUCUAAAAUCCCUGCUUUUUAUCCUAGCUCUACUAAAGGCAGCUCCCAGUCUGCACAAAACUCAGAUGCUACUAAUCCCAUUAACCCUUCCUCCUCCUCCUCCUCCUCCUCUUCCUCCUCCUCCUCUUUGACAAAGUCCUCCAUCCUGUCCUCUCACGCUCCUCGUUCCGGUUCCUCCUCCCACAUCCCCUCCCUGUCUAACGGAUCCCUCAAACUCCCCACACCUUCACAGCACACAGGUAAAGCUCUCUCGUUCUCCUCGCAGACUCAGAAUGGUCGAGUGCACUCCUCCUCCUCCUCUUCAUUCUCCUCCUCCUCCUCCUCCUCAUCCUCCUCCCCCUCCCCUCUGUCGCCCACACCUUUGGGCCCAGGCGGAAAGAGCAUCCGCACCAUACACACCCCCAGCUUCACCAGCUACAGGUCCCACAACGGCAGCAGCGGCAAAUCCUGCAUCCCAACAGCCACAGCAGCUAAGGACACAACCUAGCCCCGUUAUCGCCCCUCUGGCUUUUACCGCAAUGCAGGUAGAGCUGCUCAUCUUUAAUUUUAUAUAGUUUUGGUUUGCUAUUUGUUUGUUUUUUUUUUUUUCUGUCUUUGAACGUUUUUGUAAAAGUAUUAAGUGAUGCACUCCCCCACUUCAUGUUUUAUUUGACACUGGCAUUCUCGCACCAACGCUUCUAUGUAUUUGUUUUAGUUGCAAUUUCCUGUAUUGCAAAAUACUUAACCUGGAUUCUGAUUCUUCUUGAAGGUGUACCAGAUGUUCUGACAAAAAUAUUUUAUAAUGGAACUAAAAAAAAAUGAAAAUAAAAGAUUUAGUUUUACCACUUUGUAGUUGAAGUGGAAAGCUCUCAUGGUGUUGAAAAUCUAUUUUUCUUGCUCUAGCUAUGAAUAGGGAAUAUAGAGUUGAUGUACAAUCACAAAGUACCAUGUAAAAAUGUUGUUUUAUUUUUCAAACCAGAGAUUGAAUAACCAUAGUGUAUUUAAUCUUCUAUAUUUCUUAUGUUGCCAGACAUUCAACGCAGCCCUUGUAAAUGCCUUUUAUGAGUGUAUACACAAUGUAUACAGACAUUUUAAACUCAUUAUUAACUUCUGUUUUCUAAGAGUAUUUUCUUAUUUUUCACCCAUAUGAACUGCCAAUUUCUUUUACAGAUAUGUAAAACUGGUAUCAUAAGGACUACAAGUUUUCAUUUUAGUGUGCCUAUUUGCCAAAGUUGUUGUAUAAUGACUCACUUCAGGCCUAAUCCAGUCACGAGAUUUAGGGUAAUUUACAUGCACCCUGUUGGUUUGAUGGCUGAAGUGUUGACCAGUGUUUGUACUGCUGGUCUCGGUUUGUUAAGUUAACAUGUAUUGUUGUCUAAAUGUAAACUGUACUAAAAAUAAAGUGAAUCAGUUCUACCACAAUGUACAUAGAUGCUUCUACUAAGAAAAUAAGUAGUUUUGUUAACAUACCAAAGUUUAUUUGUAUGCAUGCCUUUCAAAUACUUUAGGAGAGUGGUGUUAAAGAAGAAUUAUGUUUGCACAGAUAGAUUUUUGUAAAUAUCUGGUUUUCUCUCAUUUUUGUAAAGCUUUAAAUCAUACUAUAAAGGAGCAAUGUGGUAAAGACAAAACUGUGUUGGAGUAGCAACAAUAAAGACUUGCAUGCUUGUAAUGCAUUGAGCUUUAA